AUGGACAGGUUGCACUCGUCCAUGCGUAAAAGGCUCUACAGUUUGCCACAGCACAUCGGUCAGAAAGCCUCGAUAAUGGGCGAAGGGGAAGAGGGAGACAAGGACGCCCGGAGGAAAAGCAUCCGGAUGAAGCCCCUGCCGUCGCCGACCUCUGGGGGAAGCUGCAAAGGCAUUGGGGAGAGCAAAAGUGGGGAAUCGGCGAUCAUGGAGACGGACAUUGGGAGACCCGUGAAGACCAGCUCGAACGGAGACUGUCGGAGAUUUCGCGGCAGCCUCUCCUCCAUCACCAGUCGGCAUGUGCACGACUCCGACUCCGCGGAGGAGAGGCGCCUCAUCACCGAGGGGGAGGUCACCCCCAGCGAGGAGAGCCCCACCGGAGCCGUGGGCGGCGGGCCGGACCAGGGCGCGCAGAGAGCCGGCGGCGGCGGCGGUGGCGGCGGUGGCGGCAGCGGCGACGGGACCCAAAAUGGUUCCCCCGACCAGCCGGCGGGCUUCGUCAAACUGGAUGGGAUGGAUCAAAUUCUGCCGGACGACGAGAGAUUGUACCAGGCUGGGUUUAUACACAGGCAGUUUGGGGCAAUGCUUCAACCGGGGGUCAACAAGUUCUCUCUGAGGAUGUUUGGGAGUGAAAAGGCGGUGGAACGCGAACAGGAGCGGGUUAAAUCCGCUGGAUUUUGGAUAAUUCACCCUUACAGUGACUUCAGGUUUUACUGGGACCUGACCAUGCUGCUACUGAUGGUGGGUAACCUGAUCAUCAUCCCCGUGGGCAUCACCUUCUUCAAGGAUGAGCACACCCCGCCCUGGAUUGUCUUCAAUGUUGUCUCCGACACUUUCUUCCUCAUGGACCUGGUGCUCAACUUCAGGACGGGCAUCGUCAAAGAGGACAACACGGAGAUAAUCCUGGACCCACAGCAUAUAAAGAUUAAGUACCUGAGGAGCUGGUUUGUGGUGGACUUCAUCUCCUCCAUCCCCGUGGACUACAUCUUCCUUAUCGUGGAGACGCGCAUUGACUCGGACUUCUACAAGACGGCGCGCGCCCUCCGGAUUGUCCGCUUCACCAAAAUCCUCAGCUUGCUGCGACUCCUGCGCCUCUCCAGGCUCAUCCGCUACAUCCACCAGUGGGAGGAGCUUACCCCAUUUACCCUCUCUCUCUCUUCUCUCAUUCAGAAUGAUACAUGGGGACAGCAGUACUCCUACGCCCUUUUCAAAGCCAUGAGCCACAUGUUGUGUAUCGGGUAUGGCAUGUACCCACCGGUGGGCAUGACAGAUGUGUGGCUUACCAUCCUCAGCAUGAUUGUGGGAGCUACCUGCUACGCCAUGUUUGUGGGCCACGCCACUGCGCUAAUCCAAUCUCUAGACUCCUCGCGACGACAGUACCAGGAGAAGUACAAACAGGUGGAACAGUACAUGUCCUUCCACAAGCUGCCAGCCGAUAUGAGGCAGAGGAUCCAUGACUACUAUGAACACCGCUACCAGGGCAAGAUGUUUGAUGAAGAGAGCAUCCUGGGAGAGCUCAACGAGCCACUCCGAGAGGAAAUCAUCAACUUUAACUGUCGAAAGCUGGUGGCUUCCAUGCCUCUGUUUGCCAACGCGGACCCCAACUUUGUGACCUCUAUGCUCACCAAGCUAAGAUUUGAGGUUUUCCAGCCAGGGGAUUACAUCAUCAGGGAGGGCACCAUCGGCAAGAAGAUGUACUUCAUCCAACACGGAGUGGUCAGCGUGCUCACCAAAGGCAAUAAAGAAACGAAGCUCUCUGACGGCUCCUACUUUGGUGAGAUCUGUUUGCUGACUAGGGGCAGAAGGACGGCCAGCGUCCGAGCUGACACAUACUGUCGUCUGUACUCGCUGUCUGUGGACAACUUCAACGAGGUGCUGGAGGAGUACCCAAUGAUGAGGAGGGCCUUUGAAACAGUGGCCUUGGACAGACUGGACCGCAUUGGCAAGAAGAAUUCCAUCCUUCAGCAUAAGGUACAACAUGACCUGAGCUCUGGUGUGCUCAACUACCAGGAGAAUGAGAUCAUCCAGCAGAUCGUGCAACAUGACAGAGAUAUGGCCCACUGUGCACACCUUAUGCAGAAUGCCCCACCUCAGGCACCUCCCUCGCCAACUCCUGUCAUCUGGGCCCCCCUCAUCCAGGCACCUCUCCAGGCAGCGGCAGCCACUACUUCAGUAGCAAUAGCCCUGACCCACCACCCACACCUCCCACCAACACUCUUCAAACCUCCGGUCUCUGUGCUGGGCUCCCUGAAGGAUCCUCCGAGCCGGCUAAAGAAGUUUCAUACGUUUGCUCCAUCAUCCAUGACCCCUGGCUCCACUGGGGACUCUCCCUGUAGUACACCCUCAAAACUGUGCUCUGGGGUGGACAUGCCAUUAUUGGCCUCCUUUCGAGCCCAGCACAUGACCUCAGGGUCAGUGGCGGCUGGUUCCAGCAAGCAGGCCUCAACCAGCAGAGGCCAGCGCAGACCUAGUGUUGCUGGGGCAGGCGCUGGGUCUAGUGGAGCAGGGGCCUCUGCCUUCCCUUUUGGACCAUACUCCUCCUCUGGUUCCCCCUCCUCCAGCACAGCCCAGCUGCACCCACAACCCUCGUCACAGCAUCAGCAGCCUUUUCGCUCUAGCACGCCUCCUCUUUCAAAUCUCUUCCACCAGGGGGCAAUGGGUGGAAGCACUGGGUCAGGGAUAAGUGGAGGGACAGGUGGAAGCUGUGGUGAUGCAUCAGGAUGGUCUUCAGUUGGAGCAGUUGGAGGUUCUGUUGAAGGGGCCACUGGUGGAGCUGUCACAGGAGAUGCUGUUUGGGUUGGAGAGGACUUUACAGCUGGAGCAACAGGAAUGGUCUCCAAGGGUAAUUAUGGAAAACGAGGGUCUACAAGUGGAUUACUUUUAGGGGCUACUGGAGGGUCAUUGGGAGGGGCAGUAGGAGGAGCUACCACAGGCCCUAUGGGAGGAGUAACUGGAGCAGCGGUAGCAGGGGCUACUGGAGGGCCCAUGGGAGGGAUAACUGGAGGGGCAGUAGGAGGGGCUACUGGAGGGCCAAUGGGAAGCGUAACUGGAGGGACAGUAGGAGGGGCUACUGGAGGGCCAAUGGGAGGCAUAACUGGAGGAGCAAUAGGAGGAAAUUCUGCUUUAUCCAAUGUAGGGGCCACUGGUGUUUCAGUGGGAGGGGCUACUGGUAGGCCAUUGGGAGAGACCACAAGGGGGUCAAUUGGAGGAGCUGGGUGUGGAUCAACAGGAGGACAUACUGGUGGGUCAAUGGGAGGGGCUGCUGGUGACCUGACAAGCAGUCAUAUGGGAGGAACUUCUGGUGGGCCAACAGGUAUGGGGAUUGGAGGACAUCUAGUUGGAUCUACAGCAGGGGCUGUGGGAAGCCAUAUGGGAGGUGCUACAGCUGGGUGCAUAGGAGCAGCUUCUGGUGGAAUGACAGCUGGAGUUAUGGGUUCCUCUGGUUGUCACAGUAAUGUAAGUCCUAUAUCUACCGGCUCUUCCAGUCCUAUACCCAGUCAACUACUCCUUAAUCAACCAAUCCCCAAGUCUCCUCAGGUGGGCUCCCUACAACAAUUUGUGGGGGGAAGCAGGACUUCUAGUGGUUUAAACCUUUUCCAUUCCCCAACACAAGGCUCCCCAUCUUCCAAUAGAGGUCACCAGAGCCAGCAGCCUGCUGAGGGCUCUCCGUCUUCUCUUGGCCAAUUCAACCUGGCAGGCUUACAGUCUGGCUUCCUGCCUCACCAGUUGCCCCUGGAAAGGUCUGCCCUGGCUUCCCUGGCCCAAUAUGACUCAGCAAAUGCUUCCCCCUGCCUCACACCACUGGCACCUAGCCCCACAAUCCAGAGUCCGGUGGCAGGCAGGACUUUCCACUAUAGUGAUCCGUCCAGUGCCACAGGAUCCCACAGCUCUCUGCUUAUGCCUCAGUUCUCACUCUUAUCCCAGCUUCCCAGCCAGCCACACACAACGGGAAAAGAUUCUCCACUGGGCCGCUUCUCAGAGGACCUUAAACUAUUGUCUAGCUCCCACCCGUCUCUACCGCAGGAGGUGGCCCAGGCCUUGGGCCAUCCACCACUUCUUUCCUCUGUGGAGACUAGAUACUACCCCUCACCCUUCUCUUCACCCACCCUGGUGUCCAAACCUUGUAGCUCCUUGCCAGGGCAACUGACUCCUCCUAUUCAGAUGUCCCCCGGGCACCUUCAUCAGACUCAAUCCCCCUUGGCCUCCCCGGCCCUUCCUCUGCGGAGGGGCUCAGCUGCAUACUCGCCAGAGCUAGAACCUCAAACUGUCCGCUCUAAACUCCCCUCCAAUUUGUGA
Messenger RNA from Lampris incognitus (smalleye Pacific opah), 4293 nucleotides. It is a transcript of the gene hcn4, whose product is annotated as hyperpolarization activated cyclic nucleotide-gated potassium channel 4. Gene Ontology annotation, molecular function: monoatomic ion channel activity. Gene Ontology annotation, biological process: monoatomic ion transport; transmembrane transport. Lineage: Eukaryota; Metazoa; Chordata; Actinopteri; Lampriformes; Lampridae. Bases 1 to 4293 code for a protein of 1430 amino acids. Gene Ontology annotation, cellular component: membrane. The record is from RefSeq and is a predicted model, not a curated record. The transcript has 7 exons.